AUGUUACCAUCAGUCGCAAAAAUUACAGCAUUCAGUAAAUCAGCAGCCCCACGACUCUCGGUAGAAAUUCACGAUAUCCCGUUCAAAGCAUUGUUCGAUACUGGCGCGGCCAGAAGCCUAUUACAUAUAGAUAUUUUUAAUCAAAUAGCGUUGGAACAUCAACUAAGUUGCUCUGAGUCCGACGUAGAAUUAUUCGAUGUGCACAAUAAGAAAUUGUUCACGUUAGGGAUAGUUUCCCUACCCAUGGUCUACGGCGCCAAUAUACUAGACCAAGAAUUUAUCGUCACGAACGGUAUAUCUGAAGCAUGUAUAUUGGGUUUGGACGCCGCAGACAAACACGAAUUUAUUUUUGAUGGUCGCUCUAAAACUAUAUUUCUUGCCCGUGACGGACCGGGAAGUCAUCAAGAAAUCAAGCAAGAAGGUUUAUUGCCGAAAAGCCAAGAGCCGACAGUUAAAAUGGCAAUGACCUUAGUUAAGAGGGUUCUAAUUGCCCCCAGAUCUUCUCAAGUUGUAGAGGCCACAUUUAAGGAAAAUGGUGAUAACAUGGACACCAACUCCCUCUUUUUGUUUUCCCAGAGUAUGGAUUUACCUGAGGGAAUAUUUAUAGACAAUUUUAUAAAUGCUAGAAAAGAUAACGGGAAAUAUCAGAUCGUCGUGGAAAACAAAUCUAAUAGGGCACAUGCUCUGCCGAGGGAUAGUUCCCUAGGAGAGGUAGAAUUCUCUUGUCAACUGAUAGGCAAAGUAUCAUCAGGUCAAGAGUCUGCUUCUCCGGCGAACCCUCCGGACAAGGAAUGCGUACCCGAACCAGAUGUAGACCCCCAAUAUAAAAAACCUUUGGCGUCACUUCUCAACGAAUUUACCGACUUAUUUGCGACAAAAGACUCCGGGCUAGGAAGUACAAGUUUAAUCACACAUUUCAUCGACACAGAGGGAAAAGGACCCAUUCGACUUCGACCUUACCGUACAGGCCAAGGCCAAAAAGAGGAAUUAGAGAAGCAGAUAAAAGAAAUGUUGCAAGCAAACGUAAUACGGCAUUCCACGUCCCCAUGGGCAGCACCAGUAAUUUUAGUGGUUAAAAAAACAGGAGAAAUGCGUUUUUGCAUCGACUAUAGGAAACUAAAUAAUUUAACAAAAAAAGACUCUUAUCCACUUCCCAGAAUUGAUAGCACUCUAGACCGGUUAUACGGAAAGAAAUUCUUUACAACUUUGGAUUUGGCUUCAGGCUAUUGGCAGAUCGAGCUAGAAGAGUCAUCUAAAGAGAAAACCGCCUUUAUCGUAGAAAACAUCUCUACGAAUUCAUUAGAAUGCCUUUUGGAUUGUGUAAUGCGCCGGCUACCUUCCAACGAUUAA
Daphnia carinata is the source of this 1350-nucleotide messenger RNA. RefSeq lists its product as uncharacterized. Bases 1 to 1350 code for a protein of 449 amino acids. Gene Ontology annotation, biological process: proteolysis. The record is from RefSeq and is a predicted model, not a curated record. The transcript has a single exon. NCBI's taxonomy places the organism in Eukaryota, Metazoa, Arthropoda, Branchiopoda, Diplostraca, Daphniidae. Gene Ontology annotation, molecular function: aspartic-type endopeptidase activity.